UCUCCACUCCUUUCUCUAUCUACACUACUACUCAUUUCCACAAUUCCCAAAAGGCCUUUUCAAAGUAGACUCUACUUAAUUCUCUCUGGCUCUCUUCAGCCAGAGUCUGCAGAGAGAUAGGAACCCAGAAAAAUGAAGCUCGCCGCCGGAUUUGCAAGGCCGUCCACAGUCUCAAUCACUCCGAAUAAUCUCAACGGUCACUCCAUAAUCACACAAAAAAUAAACCAGACAUCCCGCACUUGUUGCACUCUCACUGCAACACCAAGACUCGGCGAGAAGACGUUGAUCGACUUCAACAAGCAAGUUAAGAAUUGGGAACGAUUUCUCGACCCGGUUGAGCAUUACCCGAUCACUCCCCGAACCGUCAAACUCGGCCAGAGGUGGAAGGAGUAUCAAGGUAUCCGUAAUUGGGACGGAUUACUUGACCCGCUCGAUGAAAGAUUACGUGGCGAGAUCUUACGGUAUGGAGAAUUCGUUGAAGCGGCUUAUAAAUCCUUUGACUUUGAUCCUUCUUCUCCUACCUACGCCACCUGCCGGUUCCCUAAAAGUUCAUUGUUGGACCGGUCCGGUUUGCCUCAAACCGGUUACCGAAUCACUAGAAAUCUUCGCGCGACAUCCGGGAUUCAAUUGCCACGUUGGGUCGACAAGGCUCCCAGCUGGGUGGCAACUCAGUCUAGCUGGAUUGGCUACGUGGCAGUAUGUCAGGACAAGAACGAAAUUGCAAGGCUGGGCCGGAGAGACGUCGUGAUCGCCUUCCGUGGCACCGCUACGGGUCUCGAGUGGCUCGAGAAUAUCCGCGCUACUCUCAGCCCAGUCCACGAAAAUGCCCAAUCUUCCUCCGGGCAGCCCGGCCCAAUGGUGGAAAGUGGGUUCCUCAGCCUGUACAACUCCAGCACAGCCACGUCUCCGAGUUUAAGAGACCUUGUCCGCGAUGAAAUUAAGCGUCUUCUCCAAUCCUACGGCAAUGAGCCUCUCAGUAUAACUAUUACCGGCCAUAGUCUCGGAGCUGCUCUCGCGACACUCGCGGCGCAUGAUAUCAAGACUGAAUUCAAACGUGCGCCUCUCGUAACUGUCAUCUCCUUCGGCGGUCCACGUGUAGGAAACCGUUGCUUCAGGCGUCAAUUAGAGAAACAAGGCACAAAAGUUCUACGAAUAGUGAACGACGACGAUCUCAUAACUAAAGUUCCUGGGUUCGUGAUCGACGACGACAUGUCAAAAAAUAGAGACGUACACGUGACAGGGCUUCCCAGCUGGAUCCGAAAACGGGUGGAGGACACACAGUGGGUGUAUGCCGAGGUUGGAAGAGAGCUUCGGCUGAGAAGCAAAGACUCACCGCACCUGAAAAGCGUGAACGUCGCCACAUGUCACGAGCUGAAGACCUACCUUCAUUUAGUAAAUGGAUUUGUGAGUUCCACGUGUCCUUUUAGGGACACCGUCCAAGGUGUCCUCAAUAUCAAAUGAGAACUAGCCAAUAGCUAUCUAGGGUUCAGAGUCAGGUCAGACAACUUUGUACAUUGAGAUUAUUUCGUUCCGUACAUUUUUUGUAUUGUACGGUUGACAACAACUCACUCUAUUGUAGAUAGAGGAAGUCAAUGCCUUCCUGCCAAUUGCAAAGGUGUGACAGGUGUCCAAGAAAAUAUUAGUUUAAUUGGAUUUUCUUCAUUGUUAUGAAAA
This is a messenger RNA of Tripterygium wilfordii, 1674 nucleotides long. Its product is annotated as phospholipase A(1) DAD1, chloroplastic-like. Lineage: Eukaryota; Viridiplantae; Streptophyta; Magnoliopsida; Celastrales; Celastraceae. Gene Ontology annotation, molecular function: glycerophospholipase activity. The record is from RefSeq and is a predicted model, not a curated record. The coding region runs from base 133 to 1461 and encodes 442 amino acids. Gene Ontology annotation, biological process: lipid metabolic process. The transcript has a single exon.